GUGUGCUGGUUACAGCAAGCCAAAGUGAUGCAAAACUAAGAAUUCUCGGGCUCGAACCUCGUGGCUCUUUCAAUGGUCGUCCCUGGGGUUGAACUGAGACCCGCCCCCCUUGAUCAGGGGCCACCCACCUAUACGGAGUACACACUCCAGGAACGAGACGAGGAAGGCCAAAUGCUGCGCAGUGUCUCUUCCCUUCGCAUAUUUCAUUCCCGAGGCGCCAACCUCCGCACCUCAACCGGACUGGAGAAAUCAGUAGAAACGGGUCCGUCGAUGUACUGUACCUACCACAAGGUCCAAGCCCGACGCGCAACAGAUGGAGGCUGUUCGCGACUCGGCCGAACAAUCCGAGGCAGCUGUAUUCUCAGUCGUCCGACCCGAACAUAUGAAACCGACCAGCGUCCCAUCCACGGCUUCUCACAGCAGGAGUGGGACUUCCUCAUCACUGAAAAUCCCCGCCGCGAGAAAAGCCAGCUUCCGCGUCCGCGAAUGGGUCAAACGGUCCAAGUCUAGCCGGACAAUCCAUGGAACAAGCCCAGCAGCGCCAUCCACACUGGCGCCGCUGAAUACGCAGUUGAGCGGUGCGCGUGUGGAUAAGCCGGGAGUUGACAGCUCAGCUAGCAACAAGCAGUUUCUCGGGUUGCCUGCGGCGAAGCAGGGAUCAGACAGGCGGACGAAUUCCAUGGACAGCAGGAUCACCCAGUGGCCGGACUUCUACCACAGCAGCCAUGAAGCCGGCAGACCCCAAACCCGGCCAACCCUGGGAUCUCCCGCCGGCCGAGAUAGACAGGCAAGCCGCUACCAUCGGCCCGAAUCCAAUACAGAUCUCCGGCCCGCGCCGCUCAGAGUGCCGUCCUCCGAGAGACCAGGCGGCGACAGGACACCGCCUCCAACACUAGAACGGAAGGACUCCAGAUGGAAGCCGCUGCCCAAUCUUCCGGCGCAGCCUGUCCCACCCAAAGCGGACAGCACAGUUAUGGCGCCGCGCCUGGGGGAAGUCGUGCCUCCUCCGGCGAUGGGCGUCGAUACGCCCCCUCCAAGCCCAGACCGUAGCGCCAACGGGGUGGGUGCAGCGGAACCCGCACCCCCGAGCACAGACCGUGGAAAAGGGAAGGCAAGAGGCGAAGGCUCCAGCAGGGAGGGACGUUGCGAUGACCAGCCAGGGGCAGGACCACACAAGGCGGUACGGCACACACGCGAGGAGCGCCUUUGGCUCCACAAACAUUAUCACGGGGAGGCCCCUUUUCUGAAGGCAUGGGGCUUGGAUAUCUCGAAGCUAGCCGAUCGGCUCGAAGGCUUGGAUAUUCUCAGGGACCUGAUUCAGGCCGAGGCCGAGAAAGGCCGGGCGCAAUGCCCACAGGCUGUAGUUGGGUAGGGGGGCCGUUGGGGAUGAACUGUAAUAAGUCUGACGGGAAUGCUGGGACGACUGUCGAUCCGACUACCUAAUGAAUUCAUCUGUUCUGUUCUGGGCGACGUAUAGUUAGUUCACGGUGGUGAGAAAUGACGUCUUGUAUCCACGCUGCCGGUACGGAAAGGGCAGAAACCCGAGAGACGUGUGAUCCAGGCUUCACCCCUCCUGCUCCCGACAU
Messenger RNA from Thermothielavioides terrestris NRRL 8126, 1586 nucleotides. RefSeq lists its product as uncharacterized. Bases 314 to 1372 code for a protein of 352 amino acids. The transcript is spliced from 2 exons. The record is from RefSeq and is a predicted model, not a curated record. NCBI's taxonomy places the organism in Eukaryota, Fungi, Ascomycota, Sordariomycetes, Sordariales, Chaetomiaceae.